This is a messenger RNA of Sesamum indicum (sesame), 3561 nucleotides long. The record is from RefSeq and is a predicted model, not a curated record. Lineage: Eukaryota; Viridiplantae; Streptophyta; Magnoliopsida; Lamiales; Pedaliaceae.
GGUUAUAGUGUGAGUGUGACGUGGUCUUAUCCCCCCAACACCAUCCUCUCCUAUCUUUUCUGUGAAUUUCAGACCUCAUCUCUUUACCCCUUAAUUCUCACACAAUUGAAGCUGAAGCCGUGCGCCACCCCAGCAGCAUUCAGCCAACCCACGCAUCUCCUAUUCUCUCCCAAAUAUACAUAUUAAUACUCCGCCUUUUUCUUACUUCUUCCGCAAUCCACCAUGGCAGCUGCACCGCCAGUUGCCAGCCAUCGUCCUUCCCUCAGCCUCCCCCUCCUUUCUCCCAAAUUCUCCCUCUCCCACUCUACCAAUUUGCUGGACUUCGACUUUCUCAUUAUCCCCCCCAAACUAAGGAGUAUUGCUGGAAGAUCGAGAGUUCGAGCGCGUAGGAGAUUGUAUGCCGGUCCUGGUCCGGUUGCGGCAUUGGGUGGACUCCUUGGCGGGAUUUUCGGCACUGGCACAGAUACUGGAGAGUCCACCAGAAACCUCUAUGCUACCACCGUUGCGCUCAUCAAUCAGAUGGAGCCUGAGAUUUCGUCUCUCUCCGAUUCCCAGUUGAGGGAAAGGACCUCCGCGUUGCAAGAACGUGCUAGUCGCGGUGAUUCCUUGGACUCCCUUUUACCCGAAGCAUUUUCCAUAGUGAGAGAGGCUUCUAAAAGGGUUCUAGGCCUUCGGCCGUUUGACGUACAAUUAAUAGGUGGUAUGGUUCUCCACAAAGGAGAAAUAGCUGAAAUGAAAACAGGAGAAGGAAAAACACUUGUUGCCAUAUUGCCUGCUUUUCUAAAUGCAUUGGUUGGGAAAGGAGUUCAUGUUGUUACUGUUAAUGAUUAUUUGGCUCGACGAGAUUGCGAAUGGGUCGGUCAAGUUCCACGUUUUCUUGGAUUGAAGGUUGGCUUAAUUCAGCAGAAUAUGACAAGUGAACAAAGGAGGGAAAACUACCUAUGUGACAUCACAUAUGUUACAAACAGUGAGUUGGGCUUUGAUUAUUUAAGAGAUAAUCUUGCCACGAGCGUUGAUGAACUUGUCUUGAGGCCUUUCAAUUACUGUGUCAUCGAUGAGGUUGAUUCUAUUCUCAUUGAUGAAGCAAGGACUCCUCUCAUCAUAUCAGGAUCUGCGGAAAAACCAAGUGAUCGUUACUACAAAGCUGCUAAGAUUGCCUCGGCCUUUGAGCGAGAUAUACAUUAUACUGUAGAUGAGAAACAAAAAACAGUUUUACUUACAGAACAGGGUUAUGCAGAUGCUGAAGAAAUUCUGGAUGUAAAAGAUUUAUAUGAUCCAAGAGAGCAAUGGGCAUCGUACAUAUUAAAUGCAAUAAAAGCUAAGGAACUUUUUCUUAAAGAUGUAAACUAUAUAAUCAGAGGCAAGGAGGUUCUCAUAGUGGAUGAGUUUACUGGACGAGUAAUGCAGGGGCGACGUUGGAGUGACGGACUUCACCAGGCAGUUGAAGCAAAAGAAGGCCUGCCCAUACAAAAUGAAACUGUGACCUUGGCUUCAAUUAGCUACCAGAACUUCUUUCUUCAGUUUCCAAAACUUUGUGGCAUGACUGGCACUGCUGCUACUGAGAGUGCAGAAUUUGAGAGCAUAUACAAGCUGAAAGUUACAAUUGUUCCCACAAACAAGCCCAUGAUAAGAAAGGAUGAAUCAGAUGUAGUGUUCCGAGCAACUACAGGAAAAUGGCGAGCAGUUGUAGUAGAGAUAUCUCGGAUGAAUAAAACAGGUCGGCCGGUGCUUGUUGGUACAACUAGUGUUGAGCAGAGUGAUGCAUUAUCUAAACAGCUACGUGAAGCUGGAAUUCAGCAUGAGGUUCUGAAUGCAAAACCAGAAAAUGUGGAAAGAGAAGCUGAAAUUGUGGCGCAAAGUGGACGUCUUGGGGCGGUUACAAUUGCAACAAACAUGGCUGGCCGUGGUACUGACAUAAUCCUUGGUGGUAAUGCAGAAUUUAUGGCGAGACUGAAGUUACGAGAGAUGUUGAUGCCAAGAGUUGUAAGGCCAGCUGAAGGAGUUUUUGUUUCUGUAAAGAAACCUCCUCCAAAGAAAACAUGGAAGGUUAAUGAGAGCCUGUUUCCGUGCACACUAUCCAAUGAAAACUCCAAAUUGGCGGAGGAAGCCGUACAGUUUGCUGCCAAAACAUGGGGUCGGAGGUCAUUGACUGAGCUUGAGGCAGAAGAGUGGCUGUCAUAUUCUUGUGAAAAGGGACCUGUUCAGGAUGAAGUAAUAUCAAAGCUGCGCAGUGCAUUUCUGGAAAUUGUUAAAGAAUAUAAGGUUUACACGGAGAAAGAGAGGGAGAAGGUUGUCUCAGCUGGUGGGCUUCAUGUUGUGGGUACAGAACGUCAUGAGUCACGCCGAAUUGAUAAUCAGCUGCGUGGUCGUAGUGGAAGACAGGGAGACCCGGGAAGUUCCCGAUUCUUUCUUAGUCUUGAAGAUAACAUUUUUCGCAUAUUUGGUGGAGAUCGAAUUCAGGGUUUGAUGAGAGCGUUUAGAGUUGAAGACUUGCCAAUUGAAUCCAAGAUGCUGACAAAAGCACUAGAUGAAGCUCAGAGAAAAGUGGAGAAUUACUUUUUCGAUAUUAGAAAGCAAUUAUUUGAAUACGAUGAGGUUUUGAACAGCCAAAGAGAUCGAGUAUACACAGAGAGGAGGAGGGCCUUAGAAUCUGAUGAUCUCGAAUCCCUCCUAAUUGAAUAUGCUGAAUUGACAAUGGAUGAUAUACUAGAGGCAAAUAUUGGUUCUGAUGCUCCCAGGGAAAAUUGGGAUUUUGAGAAGCUUAUAGCAAAACUUCAACAGUAUUGCUAUCUUUUAAAUGAUUUAACUCCUGAGUUGUUGGAAGGUAAAUGUUCCACUUAUGAGGAGUUAAGAGAUUAUCUUCACCUUCGUGGACGUGAAGCAUAUCUGCAGAAAAGGGAAAUAGUGGAGAAAGAGGCUCCAGGUUUGAUGAAAGAAGCAGAAAAGUUCCUAAUAUUGACCAACAUUGAUCGAUUAUGGAAGGAACACCUGCAAGCUUUAAAGUUCGUUCAGCAAGCUGUAGGUUUACGGGGAUAUGCACAGAGGGAUCCACUCAUUGAGUACAAACUUGAAGGAUACAAUCUAUUUGUAGAAAUGAUGGCACGGAUAAGAAGGAAUGUCAUAUAUUCUAUUUACCAGUUCAAACCUGUCUUGGUAAAGGAGCCAAACAACGUGGAGCGUGGGAAAGAAGUUAAGCUCAACACCAGUGGAAAGGAAAGUGAUUAUAAUAUUCCUGAUCUACCUACCACGCCCUCUUCAUCAACUGUUGGUCAGUAAAUCCAGAAUUUGAGUCAGAAAUAUAAGCUGUACUAUUAGUUGUAUAACAGAUUGUGAAUAAAGUGUAGAAGGUUGCACCGAGAAGUGUUUCGACAGUUGUAUCAAUGUAAUUGAAAUGUAGAGGGAUGUGGAAAAUCGAACGCAGAGGGAACAUAGUGCUAUCCGCUUUAGUUGUUGAACUUUUGCUUUUGCCAUCUAUUGCUAAAUCAGAUGAGGUCUAUAGAUUAAAACCGAAACAUACUGGUAAUGCGAAUGCAUGGUGGCCCUUCUAUUGUAGGGAUGAAU